Messenger RNA from Punctularia strigosozonata HHB-11173 SS5, 735 nucleotides. RefSeq lists its product as uncharacterized. The coding region runs from base 1 to 735 and encodes 244 amino acids. NCBI's taxonomy places the organism in Eukaryota, Fungi, Basidiomycota, Agaricomycetes, Corticiales, Punctulariaceae. The transcript has 2 exons. The record is from RefSeq and is a predicted model, not a curated record.
AUGUGCACGUUCAUUACGGGUGGCGAUGUGGGCCUUCCUGUCUUUGGUAGCACCUCUGUUUGGCUAAUGCCGAUCCGCGCAGAACGUAACCUACCACUCACGCAUUCUUGGCGUUGGUAUUUGUCGACGAGAAGCGCUGUCGACAACAAGACCGUCCGCAGCUCUACCGAACCGAACCACGUAAGGCCUCUCCCAAGACGCCGCUCGCGUUUUCCACUGGACCUAUUGUGUGCCGAUGACUCCUCGGAGCUUGAGGGCCAGCAUCGCGAAGGCGUAGUGAGAACGGCAUUGAGGCGUAGUACGCCUAUGUGUGCCCGAGCAUCGCAGAAAGCGCCUGUGGAAACCCCGCGAGGGAAAACGUUCGUACGACGCGAAGACGCGGUGACCUCUCGCAUCGGCCUACGCCCAACAACCAUUGGUCCGCUCCCUUCCCCGCAGCGUGCCAGAGCAUACCGUCCCCACCUCCGUACGUUGGCGGCCUCGGAACAGGCCGCGAUGGGCGUGAUUUUCGCAUCGAGCGAGGCCAGUCACUCGCCUUCGACGCUGCUCCCUCACCUGCCGGAGCUAUGUUUGGUAUCCGAGAAUGUCGACUCUUCUUCCCCGCCACAGCUCGCCACCGCGCUGCUGCCAUCGCCAACAAUUCGAAGCCACUUGCUUCACGUCAGACACGCCGCACGCCGGAGGGCCGGCAUUCUACACAGAGAGGUCGUUCGUUCCGCCCCUCGCACAUUUUAA